CAAUCGAAUAAUUUUUUUUUUUUUUUUUUCUUCAAGCCUACCAAAGCUCGCUCGUCGUUUAUUGCUCCACAAUUUAAAUCGGCUUUUGAUCUCCAUGGGCUUGCAUCCUUCCAAGGACGCUUCUCAGGACUUCGACCAAGGAUCGUUGAUACCCACUGGCAUUUAUGCUAAUUCCGUUCAAGAUUACGACUAUCCUUCUGUACGCCAACUGAUCUUACAGCGAAGGCUGGCUCCAUUCUAUGAAGGUACCCCCACCCUGUACAAUGUGAAACCCCACACUUUCAAUAAUAACCCUUUGUGUUUUACAGGGCAGCAGGAUAUUGAUUAUCCUUCUCAGCCGGUAUCGACGAAUGAUGCCAUGUCUUCGCAGUCCAAUACACUCAGCCGUAUCACUUCUAAAACUCACACCGCAACCAUCAUAAGCCCGCGAAGCAUCUUACCCACUGUCUCGAAAUACCGCCAUCAUCGCAAAAACUCAUUACCACCUGCUCCCAAAUAUGAAAAUGCUGUUGAAUGCCCAAUCUGCUUUUUGUUUUAUCCUGCCAAUAUCAAUUAUACUAGAUGCUGUCAUCAGCCAAUUUGCUCGGAAUGCUUUGUUAAUAUUAGACAACCUGCCGAGCGUUCCACGGCCACGGCAAAUUGUCCAUUUUGUGUUGAGCCAAACUUUGGCAUCGUAUAUCAUCCGCCAAAUUUAGCAUUGCAAAAUACCAGUGCCGAUCAGGAUCAAGGAAUCGUCACAGUGGACCUUAUACGGCCCUACCACACUCGCUUAAUGCAACAUCGACACCAUGGCAAUUCUUCAGCCGCAGAAUCGGGCAGAGGCUCUACGAGGCGCAUCGUUGUUCGGCCUGGGCAUGACCGCGAGCUCUCACCUAGUGCACAGGAUUACCGUGAUUAUUUGACUGCUAUGCGGCAGAUGAAUAUGGAUUUGGAGGAGUUAAUGGUCAGUAUUAAAUUGAGUCAAAUGCCAUUAAGGUUUAAUAGACUGACAGUUAUGUCGCUAGGUAAUGGAAGCUGUUCGAUUAUCCUUGAUGGAACAACAAGUCGAUCCACCUCCGUCUGAUAGCGAUACCAAUCCAUCUGAGGAGAAUACAUUGGAAACAUAACUUCUGCACCAUCUUAUAUACUUAACACACCGCCAACUAAUUACAAGGCUCUCUGUAACAUAUGGUUUACGCUGCCCCCAAUGUACAAAUUCAAA
This is a messenger RNA of Umbelopsis ramanniana AG, 1201 nucleotides long. RefSeq lists its product as uncharacterized. The record is from RefSeq and is a predicted model, not a curated record. Gene Ontology annotation, cellular component: cytoplasm. The transcript has 3 exons. Bases 95 to 1063 code for a protein of 322 amino acids. NCBI's taxonomy places the organism in Eukaryota, Fungi, Mucoromycota, Umbelopsidomycetes, Umbelopsidales, Umbelopsidaceae.